Messenger RNA from Xyrichtys novacula (pearly razorfish), 11111 nucleotides. Lineage: Eukaryota; Metazoa; Chordata; Actinopteri; Labriformes; Labridae. The record is from the annotation of a GenBank genome assembly.
CCGACUCUGAAGAGGAGGUGGGAGGAGCAAACACAGGGAACCUGAGAGUCACAGCAACAGCAGGAGCACACAGCUGAAGUUGAAAGGAGCACACCUCGUGUUCAGUCUAUUUACACUCCUGGUUUUCACUGAAGAGCCACUGAGGAUGUGAGGAGGGCCGCUGAAGAGAGACAGAACUUCACCUCUGUGUUUGUUAUUUACGCUCAGAAAAAGAGGACAGAAAAGUGGGGGAAGAAGCGAAUAAACAGUCCAAAAGAACCAUGUUUGCCUUCAUAUUUUUCAUCCUACUUGUUCCACUCGUGAUUUUGUCAUCGACACGUAAGUAGCCCGCAACAUUUAUUGUAACUGACACACGAGUUAUCUAGCUACUGUUUAUAUUUGGAUGCUACAAACCAGCAAAAUGAGCAUUUAAAAUCAGCUAUUUGACAACUUCUUACAGCUCAUUUUACGGAGUGAAUCCUCUUAUAUUGUAGCCUUUCAUUUUAGUUAAAAGGACCCUCAGUUUAUUGAUGGGCCAAUUUUGGGAAGAAGAUUUCCACGAAGUUUGCAAAAUAUCACUUUUUUCAAUUUGAGAAAACUUGUAAAACAAUUCAUAAAUAUAUAUUCAUAAAACAUUUUUCAGACACAAGUUUUCUGAUUAUUUUCAGUCAAUAUGUUUGUGGCCUGCAUGAAUUAAAACAAACAGUUCUGCCUUAAAUCACUUUUUGUUUCUGGGGCUCUUGUUUCAGGAGUUAUUUUUAUGAAUCUUCUUAUAGUAGCUUAAUGAAAUAACAGCAGUAGUUGAAAGUGAAAUUUAAGCCAAGUUCCCAUCCAACUUUAUUAACCAUACAAUACCGCCAGUAAAAUAUAAACACUAUUAAAAAAGGAUAACCACCUUUUAAAAUUUUCUGGAAGUUGGAAAAUAUAAAUGAUCUGUAAAACUUCACAUUCUUGAAUAAAUCCAUAUAGAUUCAAAAAAGGAGAUGAAGAAAGUUUGUCAAGAUUGCACUGAAACAAUAAAUGACAGAUUUAGCCUUUCCCGCAGAUGCCUAGGCUCAUAUACACAAUGUUUUUGCGUGAUGGCAAUGCACAAAGCCAUGCAAUGUAACAAGAAAUGGACACAUAUUUAUGGGAAGUGUAAGGAAAAUGUUGUGUAAACUGUUUCAUCAUGUACGUUGAACCUUAAUAUUGAUAUCAAAGCAGAAUCUUCCCACAUGUUAAUGACUUUUUUAAUCCUUGUAUAUUUUCUUUAUGUUAGAUGGCACUGAAUUCAGUUAGAUGGCAGCACAUGUAUUUAAAGCUUAUCUGCUGUCCAUCAAUGUUAAAACUACACACUGACCUCUGUAUCUCUGUGAGGAAGAAGAGCAGUAGUAACAUUCAGAUACACAGUAGAAGGUUCCUCGUUGGCGUCAGUCGUAGGGUAAACUUUGAGUCAAAGCUGUGUGUGUGUGAAGGUGUUCCAGGAUUUUUACACCAUGGUGACCUAUGUGACUGAUCCCACAGAGGCUCCAUAAAUCCACUUCAUUACCAGGUCAUAAAUAUAUGCCGAGCUGCUGCUCUGUGCCGGUGCAGUGCUUUUCUUAUGGUGAAAAUAGACUUGUGCCUUGCAGAUGCAUUCGAGAUCUUAAAAUUCUGCUCAGAUGGGUAGCUGCUCAGGUUUUAAUGCAUGUCAUAUAGGGGGAAAAAAAGAAAAUUAAAUGUAGGGGAAAAUGGAAACACAGCAGGACCUCUACACUUUGUUGCAUCAAAUGUUAAAAAAUCCUAUCUGGUGAAUAUAAAGUUAUGGGUGCAUGACAAAUUAGAGUCAUUAAAAAGUAAAGGUCCACUGGUCUAGGCAGCUGAAGUUUACCAAAAGAGAAAUGUUGUGGGUACUGACCAUUAUCAGGCAUCAAACAAACAAAAACGAUGCAGACACUCUGUAGAUGAUACAGCAAUAACAGGAACAAAUAAAACUGGUUUCUUUUAAAAUGUGUAUUUCAAAUUAGUCAUGGUUCAAUCGUGGUUUAAAAAUGUUACUUGAAAGAUACUGAAAAUCAUUGAAGUCAUUAAUCAGAUAAAUAAAAAAUGCAGGUUUGGGUAUCACAUAAGAUGAACCUGUUAUCCGGUAAAGUAAAAGCAUAUCAGAAGGAAAGCAAAUGUGUAAUUUUUAGAUAACCACCAAGGCUCAAAAGGUUUUUUUUUUUGUUCAUUUGUCCACCACCCAGAUGUAGCAGUGAUCUCCCCUCAGGAUCCAGUCCUGCAGAUUGGCUCCUCUCUGACAGCUACUUGCACGCUCAGUCCUGAGUCUGGCCUCCACGCCGGGUCCUUGUACUGGACUCUGAACGGGAUGAUUCUGUCCAGCAGCACCUACACUGUGCUGAGCCCUGACGUCCUGAGCGUCACACUGCGCAACCUUAACGGCUCCCAGCAGCAGUCUGGAGACAACCUAGUGUGUCACGGGGCAGGUGGACACGUCCUGGCUGGAUCAUGUCUCUACGUAGGCAGUAAGUGUAGUUUACGAAGAGUCAUGCAUAGAUGCGUGUUCAGGAUGGGUGAUCAGGCUGAUACGGGAUAUUUAGAAGUUUAACUCAAUUCUUUUGACAUUUAUUUUUCUUUUCAGUGCCUCCGGAAAAGCCGGUCAAUAUAACAUGUUGGUCUCGCAACACAAAGGACUUAAGCUGUAAGUGGAGCCCAGGAGGGCGGGGUGAGACCCACAUCAAAACCAAAUACACCCUCAAGUACAAAUUGAGGUGAGCCCUUCGACGUGCUGCAGCUCACAGGUGAUCACCUCAUCCAGUACCACGCUAAAUGGUGAACAGGCAGUAGAUGCAGUUGUGUCGCCUCAGCAUAACAUACUACCCUGCGGUGCAGACGCUGCAGUGUAUUAUUCUUUAUGUGCGCUGAAUGUCAAAAGCGGUGAGUUUGCAUUUCAGAAACAAAAGCACAAGUUGUUUUUUGUUAUUGUGUUUGCUGUUUUUCAGGUGGUACGGAAAGGAGAAGGAGUGUGAAACUUACGGCACAGGGAAGCAGCGUUACUCCUGCUAUGUCCCCCGCAACCUCGCUCUCUUCACUCCAUAUGAGAUCUGGGUGGAGGCAGCCAAUCAGCUGGGCUCUGUCACCUCUGACAUCAACACUCUGGACAUCCUAGAUGUAGGUGUGUAAGUAAACUUCCUCGUUCCCUGUCAUUUACUUUUCUUUUCCUCUCCUCUCUGACAUUUGUUUGUCUGCAGAUGGCUAACAAACGUCUCUUAUGCUCCUACCAACCACAUCACAGGUUUCUGUCUACACUUCUCAAAGGUAAACAGAUGAAUUGUAAAAUUAUGCAGGAUACCUGAUGUUAUAGAUGACUGCUUCAAGACCCUCAUUAUGAUAAAUUAAGAGCAGUAGCAGCUAUUUCUAAUGAAUAAUCCAUCACUAAUUUAAAAGCAUUGUUUCUAAGCACCAAGUUUUGUUUUCCGUGACUGAUCAUCCCAUUCCUCUGCUCUUCUUCACUCCAAAGUAAAGGAUAACUCAGAGCAGAGAGGGAUGUGUUCUGCCUCAAUGACAGAAAUAAUAAGCUCAGAGAAUAUUUGUUGGCUCUCUCUCUUUCUCUGUUUGGUUAAGUGGAGUAAAAGAAAUAAAGAACUUCAGCGGAAAAAUGGCAUCAUAAACAGCAGUGAUGUUUGAAGCAGGAAACACUUUUACGAGACAUUUAAUAAGACCUUUUAUGAGUGUCUUUCUUUGUCUUUCGUGCUGCUGUCCUCUUUAUCUCUCCCUCUGUCUAUCUCUCCCAUAAGAGCUGGUUUUGUUUGUAACUUUUAUGGCAGUAGUUAAUUUGUUUUAAACACAUAAAACAGUUCGUACACGGCUGCACACACUCACACAUAAACAUAUCAUAUUACAUUUGGGUUGAGAGUACAUCUGGUAUAAAGUAAACUGCAUGAUUUUCCCACUUGAAUUUUCACUUGUUUUUCCUCACAUGUACCUGUACUACUAAUAAUUAAAUCAAUCAAUCAACCAAUCAAUCCGUCUUUAUUUAUAUAACACUUUUCAGACGUGACCACGCAGCAAAAAGUGCUUUACACAGAAAAAAGAAUAAAAGAAACAAAGAAUACCCAAAUCUACCCCAGCCCAACCACUUAUCCCCACCCCUCGAUCUAAACACAACAGAGACGUAUUAAAAUGCAUUCACUUAAGAAGGGCUUGAUUUCAUAGAAACAGGAGUGUGCGCACCAAGGAAACACCAUUUUAAAAUUCAAGAUAAGGAAACAAAGGAGGUUAGUUUAAAAUCUAAAAACAAAGUAACAUAGAAUGAAAUUUAAUAAAUAAUAAAUACAAUAAAAUAAAAACAACAGUAAAAGAUACUUAAAUAAGAGCACCAAAAAAGCUCAAUAAAAGACGAUCCUGUCAUUAAAACUAGAAAGAGAUAAAUGCUAAAAAACUUAAACAAAGUUAAUAAUAUAAAAUUUAGUUAAAAGCAAGACUAAAUAGGUACGUUUUGAAUUUAUUUUAAAAACCAAUGUAUGUGUGCAAGGACAAAAAGUCAACAUGCAGUACUUUGACCAUGUGGUAAAACAGACUGAAAUGAAGUGAAAACAAAGUGUUUCUGAUGAAAUUCAAAGCAGCGUGGAGAGACAUACUACACUUUCAAUACUAUAACCUUAAAAACAUACUAUAUGCUACAUAUUUUUAAUAAAAUGUUUGUGUUUAAUAAAAUGACUGUCUUCUUCUUUUUCUGGUACCGACAUUAACAUACUUCAACAUUUGCUGUCACUGAAAUUAUUUCACAGACAUCAAUGAAACCUCUUGUAUCCUGAAUCCUUGCACCACAUACUAAACACCUGCUGUAUACAAACUUAAUGCAACUUGUCCUUGUGCUUUCAGUGACCACAGACCCUCCUGCCAAUGUUCAGGUGAGCCGUGUUGGCGACCUUGACGACCAGCUGACAGUCCGCUGGACCAGCUCUCGUGAACUCAAGGACGUCCUGUUUCAGGCCAAAUAUCAGAUACGCUACAGACUGGAGGAUAGCACUGAAUGGAAGGUGGUGCACACACACACCCACACACACGCAUGCAUUAUACCAUACACACACUUUUCUUUGUAGCUUUGGAAAUAUGUGAGGUGCAUUAAUGACUGUCCUGUGUAAAAAUGAACAGAACAGUAACUCUUACUGCCUGAUUAUAUUAUGUUUGAAUAUAGGGGGCAUUGAGCGGCAUUUAGUAGAAUAGACUCAGUAAAAAUGUAAUAUUUGUGUGCGUUUUAGUGUAAAAUCACCAGAACCUGAAUUUCAUUUGGACCUUUUUAACUCAGCAUGAAUUUUUUAUACCUGCAGAGAAGCAGGUCUCGGGCCACAGAGGCUGCCAUCCUGCACUCCUAUGUUUCUUCUGUCACAUUAAAAGAUCAAACAAGUAAAAUAUGUUUUUUUUAUUCGAUGAGUGGCCACAUGAAACCCACAGACUGGGAGAUUGAGAAGAAGAGAACGGUUGUUGGGUGCAAAAACAUUUGUAUAAACAGAUGAUUUUGAUGGGAAUCACUUGACAAAAGAGGCUCUUACUCCAUCGUGCAUCACAGAUGUUUCUUGUCUUCAAAGGCCACCAUCAAUCCACUGACAGGAGAGGUGAGCAAGGGAGCGUUUCAAUCUGAAAUCUGACUGCUAGAUAUUGCUUGAUAUUCCCAUUUCUACACGCAGCACCUUUAAGUAAAUAACAGCCUCUGACGAGCGUAGGUGAUCCUUUUUCAGAGCUCGGCUUUGAUCCAGAAGUCUGGCAGUCAAGCCUUCAGAGAAGUGUUUCUUUAAAACAGCCUCUUUGAUGUUUUUUUGAACCAACAGCUUUUAUUUUUUCCUCCGGAGUGUCUUUGAUUUCUUAAUUCCCUUUUUAAGGGGAGAAUUAAGGGAAUAAUAUUAAUAUAAAGUUGAAGCCGCUGUUAUAAAGAUAAUCCUCAAAUAGUAUCAAAGUGAGAAGACAGCAUCAAACACCUCUUUGCAUUUUGAUGAGGAUUUGGAGUUUACUUACCUCUAACUGAUCACAUUAUCCAUGUAAAUACAGUCUGUAGAACUGUCCAUGCUGUCCAUACUCCAAUUUAUUAAAAAUAUUAAAAGUAUAGUAUUUAAAAGUAUAGUAUUUUCUGCUCAUGUGGUCAUGUGACCAACAAUAAAACAUGUGACUCAGCACGAACGUACCAUAGGCAACAUGACAUUGACUCUGUCAGACAAAACACUGGAAACUUUGUCAACAGAGCGCUUUAUGAUGCUAUGAAAACAUAAAUUAUAACGAUUAAAGGAAAAGAAAUGCUUAUUGAUUUCUAUUGACAAUGUAACUGGUCUGAAAUAUCAUCAGAUGCUAUGUUUUGUGGACCUCUCUCACAGGUUGUGGAUGAUGCCGGUAACCAGACAUCUUGCCGGCUGGCAGGCCUCAGACCUGGGACUGUCUAUUUUGUCCAAGUGAGGUGCAAUCCAGUGGGCAUCUACGGCUCCAGAAAGGCUGGCAUCUGGAGUGAGUGGAGCCAUGCAGCCGCUGCCUCGACUCCGAGCAGUCGUGAGUACCUAUAUAAAUACUCAGAGCUCAUUCACUUCAUGCCAUCAAAUCAAGCUGAUGUUUAAAAGCAAAAUCAAAGUCUCUCUAUUCAUUGUGUGUGUCGUGACAAAAAACACUUCCUGAAUGUCUGCAGCACUCAGAAAUCUUGACAAUUCCUCCUUCCUAAUAAUCAACCUUUCAUCAUCAAUUAAAGCUUAAAAAAAAAAAAGUCUUCAUCCCAGAGUCAACAUCCUGAACAAGCAGAUCCAAACCGCAUGUGACCCAGGAGGAAGCACACUUCCAUGGGGCCAGAUAUCUUGAUAGAGAUCUCCUAGCAGAGGAUUAGAGGGUCCUGCAAAAAGCCGGGGGGACGUUUGAUAGAUUCUUGUCGUCAGCUUCAAAGAUUGAUCAGGUUAAAAAGCUGCUCCACUGUCUGCACGCACACUGGACCUAUAAAGCCUGAGUGGAAGCAGGUUUGGAGGCAGGAGGAGCAGCUAAUGAAUUACAUUGGUCAUGUGGUGUUUACUCCCUGGAGGGAGGAAGUCGUUAUCAGGCUCUGUUAUUUGCUAUAAAGAAUUGAUUGAAGAAGACUUUCAGUAGCUUUUAGUGCCGGGAAAGCAAAAUGUAGGGACUCACUACCAGAGUUUGGAACUUGAAAUUGAGGAAUAUUUCUUCCUGUAUGAAAGUGUAUAAAUCCUACUUUAGCAAAUUAAGCAAGAUAAGUCAUCAUAUUGUCUAUGAAGAAGUUCUUUUUUACUAAGGGUCUCUGCAGAACAGAGUAGUGCAAAAUGUUAUCUCAGUAAAACAACUUUUAGUUAUACACCAGAUUAUUAUUAUCAUUUUUAAAUUAUUAUUAUUAUUAUUAUUAUUAUUAUUAUUAUUAUUAUUAUUAUUAUUAUUAUUGUUAUUAUUGUCAUUACUAUUUAUUAAUAUUAUUAUUAUUAUUAUUGUUAUUAUUGUCAUUACUAUUUAUUAUUAUUAUUAUUAUUAUUAUUAUUAUUAUUAUUAUUAUUAUUGUUGUUGUUGCUGUAGUUGUUAUUAUUGUCAUUACUAUUUAUUACUAAUUAUUAUUAUUAUUAUUAUUAUUAUUAUUAUUAUUAUUAUUAUUAUUGUUAUUGUUAUCAUUUUGUGAUAGUUGUUGUUGUUGAUAUCAGUUGCAUAAAAAUAUAUUAAUAUAGGGCUACCAUAUCUUAAGUUUUUAGCUCAGUAGUUCAUCCACAAUGCUAAUACCUGUUUGCUUACAUAUGUGAAUACAAAUGCUAACACAAUAUAACAAUUCAGUGUAGUGCUAUAAUAUGAACUGAUGAUUCUGUGACUCCAGGACUCUUUUCAUCCUUUCACCAUCAUAUGUUCUGGCACAGACACAGACGGGAAGACUUUAAUGUAAAUACUACAGCCCGCUACAGCUUGCUCCUACACAGAUAGGAUAAAUAUGUGCCACGUAAUGAUCUUAACUUGAAUGUUAAAAUAGCUCACUAACUGUUAACUAUUUUCAUGUGACAUAUAAAUCAAACCAGUGCUUUAACACGGACGAAUAAGAGGAUAUUUUAAGAUUACAAUUUAGGCUAAAUAUACAAAGAAACAACAAUAGGAGAGAAAAUACACAGAAAAGGGGCCGUAAAUCACUAAACAAACUCACAAUCAAGUUCAGAGGUCCUACCACUAACACAUAGAUGCUUUAACACUAUUACAGUUUUGGGGAGGUAAAAUAACCCUGUUGUUUGGUAAACAAGAUACCUGCAUGAAAUACAUGCACAAAUGUGCCAAUCAACACCUAACCUAAAGUAGAGGCUGAAAAACAAUGUCCUGAGUUUUGCAUCUGAUGUAAAUUUCAUUUUAUAAGAAGUCAAAGGGUCGCAAAGUCCUAACCAGUUAUCUGUGCUAAACAAAAAUGAAUAUGGGUCAAAAAUGUCAGCGUAAAACCUGUAGUGAUUGUAAAGGUACUUCAGUCAGAAUCAACUGAAAGAAAAUCACAAACACAUAAAUCUUUUUUUUUGUCAUUUGUAUUCAGAGUAGCUGAUCAUGUGAUUCAGCUUUAAAGAGGUCUAACAAUAUGGGUGAAAAAUUGAGAAAAAAUAUGAAUCCAACAUGUAUAAAAUACAGUAUUAAACAAUAAUGACGGCAAAUGGUGGCAAAAUGUUGAGUUAUGGUAUAUAUCAGUGAACAAGUGCAAAAAUUAUGCCUUUCAAAUCCACAAGGAUUUAGUGAACAACUUGUGCAUUCAUCUGUCCUUCACCUCGUGUCAACUUAACUCGACUCUCAUCUUCCCCUUUCUACUCUCACACUCCUUUGCCUCCUCCCCCCCGCUCCUCUCUUCUCCCUCUCAGAGUGGCUGCAGACUGGUUCCUGUGAUUCCAAACCCAGCGAGCAGAACUCCACCCUGCGGCGAGAACUCAAGCAGUUCUUCGGCUGGGUCCGCAAGCACGCAUCCAGCUGCAGCGGCAUGUCAAUCAAACUGUACGACCAGUGGAGGGUGUGGCUGCAGAAGACACACAAAACACGCAUCCAGGUAGGUAAGCAGAAUCUCCCUCUCUCUCUCUCGCCCUCUCUCUCCUGAGCUUCACUCACUGUCAGUCUCUGCUGCAGUACAGAGAUUCUCUGACCCUGCCUCUGUGAAGUCAUGUGGUCAGCUUUUUUUAACAAACACAAAGACGUCUGACUCUCCACGAGACCGCUGGCUCUGUAAAGUUUCAGCCUAUGCUUAAUGAUAAAGGUAAAAAUGUGCGGUUUUAACUUUACGGCCCCAGAAGUAGAUGUGCUCUCAGUCAUGCACUUUGAUUUUAUUGCAUAUUUGAACGAUGAAGACUUUUGAUCUUUAUCUAAAAACCACAACAAAGAGGUCUAAACAUAUAAAUGUCAUUAAAAGCCUGUUGUGUUGUUUCUGUUCAGCUCUUCUUUUGUUGUGAGAAGCCGCCUUUCAAAGAGAAACCCUGUCCAAAUGUGUUUUCGUGACUUUGUGAUGAGUUAACAGCCGUCAGCCACAUCCUCAUACUCACAGAAACCUUCACUUACCUCAUUCAAUUAGCCCAGCAGUCUGCAUGUUUUUGUGCUUUAUAGAGCACACGCUGUCUCCUGAAUAAUGUGUUUGUUCCUUAGCCGUGACAAGUUCACAUUGAUUACCUUGAGAGAAAGCGAAGGGGAGGGUGAAAGGCUCACGUGCAACAUACUAAUAAUUAUAAAAGCGGAGAUGAUGCAAUAAAGGACACAGAGAAAACGAGGGAUGAGAGGAAAAUGGCAGUCAGACAGAGCAGCUAUUGUGAUGAUGAUGAUUCUGGGUUAUAAGGUUUUACUCUUCGAUUCAUCUCAGGGUGAACCAUCUGUUUUUGUCUUUUCAGGUUUUACAAGAAGAUAAUUCAUAGCAUCACCACUCAGGAUCACUGUGGGGUUUAAUUCAAGAACAGGUUACUGGCCUUGCUGUGAGAGGUCCAAUGUCUUGCCAAAAGGAUACCGUGUUCAGUCGUAAAUCUUGACUGGGGUUUAAAGGGCCCGGGUGGAAGAUAACCUAAGUGAGACAAUGCAGCCUUUUUCCGCUGUUUCCGUCAGCCUUCACAGUCUUUUAGAUCUCUUUGCAGUAAAAGUCAGGCCCUUAGUAUGUGCACUUUUUUUCUGACAGUUGAAAAAGUCGGUUCGAGUUCAAUCCGCGUCCCUUUGCGGCAUUUCACCCCUCGCUCUCUCUUCCCAGUUUCCCACUCAGUUCAUUCUCCUGUCCUCUGAAAUAAAAAAAGAUUUGAUAUUCCCAUUCUUAACAAAAUAGUGCACUGGAUAAAAGAUUGAUAAAAACUGAAUUUGUAGCUUUGGUGAACAUUUAAACCCUAGAUGUAAUUGAAACCCUAUGUUUAGCUGAAAUAGUGAAAAUACAACUUAUCAAAUGUUCAAACUUAAACAUUUUUUAAGUUAUGAAAAAUACUGCAAUGCUCAUUUUAAAUUUCAUACUAGCAAUACAUUUUAAGAAAGUUGGAACAAAGGCAUAUCAACCAUUUAUCUUAUCCUCUAUUAACAACACUAUAAAUGUAUAAAGGAAGCCAGUUUCUGGAGUUAAGAAAGUGAAAUGUUGCCCUAUUGUUACCUAACACAAGAUUUCAGCUCCCUGACAGUUUGGGUGUCCUUGGCUGUAUUUUUUGUGACAUGAUGAUGUGCCAAAUGUUUCGAAAGGUGAUAUUUCAAGACUGCAGGCAGGCCUGUUAAGUUUAAUAAGCAAGGGCUCGCCCAAAAAAAUUGCCCUGUCUGUACGGCGGCAUAAGCUGCUCCAAAACUGGUAUGAAGGAAAUUGUUCAGCAUGAACAUGGUUCCUUCCAAAAUGUUUCAAUUACUCAUACUAUGGGCACUAACUAUGCACUUAUAACAAGCUGGGUAGUCUAUGUCAUCUCAUGAGCAAAGGACAUCACAUUCAUGGUUUGUAAAAAGAAUGUCAAUUUUUGAGUCAUUAGACCGCAGCUGCCACUGUUGGUCUUUAUUGGGCCCAGGCUGAGAAAAGUUGCCUGUAUUUCUGGAUCAUGUUUAUAUGUGUUUUCCUCUUUGGAUAGUAAAGUUAUAUCCUGCAUGUGCAGAUGUAGUGAUGAAUGUAUUCAUAGAUAGUGGUUUUUAUAAAAUUGUUGAACCGUGUGCUCUUAACAUGUCCCCAUGUGCUUUUAACCCCCAAUAAACUAAUCUAAACAGUG